GUAACGCAAGGCUGACUGUAACUGCCUGGUCCGGUUAUCUUUGCGUUUGUCAGGGCGACAGCAGAUGCGCCGUCCAUGCCGCUUUAAGUCCGCUAAGAAGCUCCUAGUCCAAUUAACGGAGGGGAGGCGGAAAUCCACGCAUGUAGGCUAUUAAACUAACUUACUGCUCCUUGGCUCGACGAUGGAUAUGUGCGCCGCUUAUGAUGACGACCUGACACGACAGCCCGCCAUAACCAAACAAGUUGGACCAGAAGCGACGCAGUACCACCAGCAGGGAGAUGCCUGUGUGUUUUGAGCGGCGAUAGUAGCGAUUUGGGCUCACACAUUAAGCCUGUAUAAGCUCCGGGAGAGUAUCUGUUAUAGGCCUGCACGCGCGUCAUUCGGCGGAGUUUCCUCGCGCUGUUGUGAAGGUGGAUCGUUAUCAUGGAAACACACACUGAUGUGCUGCUGGUCACCGCAAAUGUCGGGUCACUCUUUGACAAUGUGGGUGAAAUUCAAAAUGAAUGGUUACAGGAGUUGUUUAAGACUAUCCACAGCUACAAGCCGCAGUUCAUCGCCCUGCACUUCCAGGAGGUCGGAGGGAAGGACUACAUGGUCAACAUGGGCCAUGCCGAUAACUUUUUUAGGAGCAUUGAGUCCAGUGAGCAGAUGAGAGACUUUGACAGGGUCUGCAUUUAUGUGGACAACCAGUUCCAAACAGAGGAGAGCUUCACGGCUUUAGGGAGCAUGUACUUCAUUCACAAGACACUGAAAAACAUCUAUCAGUAUGAUUUUAAAGUUAAGGAUUUUAAAGCAGUGUCGGGACAGAACAAGCACGUGGGCGCUCUGGACGGGGUCACCACAGUGGAGAAAGAAAAAUUCCCAAAGAAUUUCUGGCCUGAUUUCAAGUGGUCCAGAAAGGGCUUCAUGAGGACCCGCUGGAUCAUACACAACCAAGGUCUGGACCUGGUCAAUGUCCACCUGUUCCACGAUGCCUCCAACCUCAUUGCCUGCAACUCCAGUCCUUCCAUUUACUCAGCCAACCGCAAAAACGCUCUCAGAUAUGUCAUCAACAGGAUAUCAGACAGCCGCUUCACUCCUCUGCCUUUCCUCCUGUUCGGAGAUUUCAACUUCCGUCUGGACACACUGAGUGUGGUCCAGCAUCUCUCCACUGCAGCAGAUGUGCAGACAGUGAAGAAGGACUGCAGCAACGAAGUGGAGAAGAUCAUCUGCGAAGAAAAAGACAAUGACCACCAGGUGCUGCUCCACAUUGAGGAGAAGCUGUUUGCCUACCUACAUCAGGCGGUUUUCAGAGAGGACAACGGCAGAGCACUUCUGAAGUAUGACAGAGAGGUCGCUGCCUUUCAUGACAUUAUUAGUGAAGAGGACAUCAAGUUUCCACCCAGCUACCCCUACAGUGAAGAGUACACUAAACCGACCCAGUACAUGAACACUCGCUGUCCUGCCUGGUGUGAUCGUAUCCUCAUGUCACACGCUGCCCAAGAGGUCAUUCACAGGGGAGGUGACAGUGAGAAGAGCAUCAUUUACAACACAGUGGGUCCUAAUGUGUGUAUGGGAGACCAUAAGCCGGUUUUCUUGUCCUUCUCGCUGAAGACAGAUGACCAUUGACUGGGAUCCUUCUCCAUGGUAAGAACGUGUGCCGGUCUAUACCCACACCAUCCUCACAGCUCUGCCACAGUAUCAGUACCGUCAGCAUGAUGGUAACCCGCCACAAUCUCACCCAUCAACCAGCAGCGGCUCUCAACACAGUGUGUCCCCGCUGUUAAAACCCCGUCCUCACAUCACUGGUGUCCCACAACUCACCGCCAUAUACUGUCGACCACAGUCCAAGUGACAUGAGCACAGAUUUAUCAGCAGCUGUUAUGGAUUUCGGAUGCAGUUUUCCAGAUUCUCGACUCUCUCCCAGAUCUUAUGUCCCCUGACUAAAAAGCUCAGCGUCACAGAGGAUGUUCCUGAGACGAAACAGUAAUGUAAAGACUGCGGUGUGAUUGUUUUUUUUUUCUUAAAUACACCUUUUCAUACAGGCAGUAUCAGACAAACCCCAGCCAAGGCAUCACAAAUGUCCUCACUUCUCUUCUGCCCUAAAUAAUUUAUCAAAUCCCUCCAGACAGUGAAUAAGAAUCCAGCAUUGUGAAACUGAUCUAAAUAAUUAUAGCUAAACAUUUUGAAGAACAUUUUUAUGAUUAAUUUUGAGCCAUUAAUAUUAAAUGGAAAACAAACACACAAAAAACCAUGGGAUCUUUAAUAUUAAGUACUGAAGCAGUCCGACUGAGUAUGUGGGCUUUUAUUCUGAAUUUGAUGCCAUUUUUAGUUCAGGUAUUGAUAUUGUGAAGUUUACUAUCACUGUAAGCAGGAUUUUACACCACACUGAAACACAGUAGAAGAAUGCUGCUAUAUCAGUUUCCCAUUGACAUGUUUGCUCAUAUAUCAUCUGUAGAUAAAAGGACAUCUCUGAAGGAUAUCAGACUUUUUAGCUACUUUCUCAUGGCGGCUUUAACUAUGGCUCGUAUCUCAUGGUCACAUAACAGGAUCGGAGGUGAUUUUGAUGAAUGUAUAUGAUGUAGAAAUUACACUAGACUGCAAACAAAGGCCAGUAACAUUUUUAAAUUUACAACAAACCGGCUGCAGCUGUUUUGUCUGUGUAUGAAUGCUGCGGUAGGAGAUGAAUUGAUUAAUAUAACAGCAGCAGAGUUUCACCAUGUUCAAUAUAAAGUAACAUUCUUUUGCUGUUUAUCUUUACCAUCAAAUACCAAGUGCUUUAUUUCACACGCUACAACUCAGCAGUUCUCUGUUUUGGGGUUUUUGUUUUGUUUUUAUUUUAACUGUCCUCAUUCGAAGACCGAUUUCUUUACAGUUUGUCUGCACCGCACGACAUCUCUUUCCUGAAGUUCUAGUUGGCAGCGACAGUAUUUCAUUGCCAAAAGAGUUAUACUUUAGUGCUCACAUGUUUACUUGUAACUGUGGUAAGAAGUUUGGAUGUUCACACAGCUUCACUUCACAAACUUCUGUUUAUACACAGAAAAAAGACAUACGCACACACGACACAGGAGGCACUGUUUGCUUUUGAAUUGAUUUUUGUCUUAUUUUGUAUUGUUGGUUUAUAGUCUCCUGCUGUAGCACCAGUGCUGUGUAAUAUUUUUGACGUGUGAAUUAUUGUUGAGAUAUCUUUCGAUAUGUCUAUAAUAAUUACUAAUUUGGAAUAAUUUAAAAUAUGUUUGUGGUUUUCAUUCAUCCUCUUAUCCAUCAGCUGGAGCCAGUCCCAGCCGACAUGUAUUUUAAUUUUUUUGAGUGUUUUGUGAAAGUUAUUUUGUCUUAUACAGCUUUGGUGGAACCCUCCAUAUUUACACAAAAAUACUUUUCAUGCAUUAAUUCGCAGAUAUUCAUUUCUCAGUCACGUGUGUGGGACUGAAGCCUCGCCAUAACAAGAUUAAGUUCAGUGAUGCAAAUGUUUGUGUAGAUUGAACAGUUUUUAGCAGUUCACUGUUGAUCAGUCAUGGGAGUGAGGUGCAUUUUAAGGCCAGUAUUACAUUCACAUUAACUCUGGUCAAACACUACAUCAUUGUCAUAUUCCACUUUUGUAAAUAAAAUAUUACCCUCA
Messenger RNA from Plectropomus leopardus (leopard coralgrouper), 3598 nucleotides. The record is from RefSeq and is a predicted model, not a curated record. NCBI's taxonomy places the organism in Eukaryota, Metazoa, Chordata, Actinopteri, Perciformes, Serranidae.